Molecule: messenger RNA, 1563 nt
Organism: Spodoptera littoralis (African cotton leafworm)
Lineage: Eukaryota; Metazoa; Arthropoda; Insecta; Lepidoptera; Noctuidae
Source: the annotation of a GenBank genome assembly
AUGUUGGGCAAACAUUCCAAGUUGAUUUUCGCAGUGUCCAUGGGAUUUUUAGUGGUAGCCGUUAUAAUGGCGGCUUGGGGCUUCCAGAAAAUUGUUGAUAAACAAAUACAAAAAAAUGUGCAACUAGAGAAUAAUUCAAUGAUGUUCGACAAAUGGCUGAAGCUGCCGAUGCCGUUGGAGUUCAAAGUAUACAUAUUUAACGUUACCAACGUGGAAGAAGUGAACCAAGGGGAGAAACCUAUACUUAAUGAAAUUGGACCUUAUGUCUACAAGCAAUAUCGAGAGAGAACUAUCUUAGGAUACGGCCCUAAUGACACGAUCAAAUAUAUGCUACGUAAACGCUUCGAGUUCGAUCCCGAGGCCUCGGGGGAUCUCACUGAGCACGAUGAAGUUACCGUCAUCAACUUCUCAUACUUGGCUGCUGUACUAACAGUCCACGAUAUGAUGCCAAGUUUCGUAGGAAUGGUCAACAAAGCGCUGGAGCAGUUCUUCCCAAGCCUCGAGGACGCCUUCCUGAGGGUCAAAGUGAAAGACCUCUUCUUCGACGGCAUCUACUUGAACUGUGAUGGCGAUAAUGCUGCUCUGGGUCUAGUUUGCGGUAAAAUAAAGAGUGACACACCUCCAACUAUGCGACCAGCUGAAGGAGCGAAUGGCUUCUAUUUCUCUAUGUUUUCACAUAUGAACCGCACAGAAACAGGUCCAUACGAGAUGAUUCGAGGACGGGAGAAUAUGUACGAACUUGGCAACAUCGUCUCCUAUAAAGAACAGAAGGUGAUGCCUAUGUGGGGUGACAAAUACUGCGGGCAGAUCAACGGAUCAGACUCCUCUAUAUUCCCUCCGAUCAAGGAGGGUAAUGUGCCGAAGAAGCUGUAUACUUUUGAACCCGAUAUUUGCAGGUCCGUCUAUGUGGAUCUAGUUGGUAAGAAAGAAAUCUUCAACAUCAGCGCGUAUUACUACGAGAUCUCGGAGUCAGCGUUUGCAGCGAAAAGUGCCAAUCCGAACAACAAAUGUUUUUGUAAAAAGAACUGGAGUGCAAACCAUGACGGUUGUCUUCUGAUGGGUCUGCUGAACUUGAUGCCGUGUCAGGGUGCUCCAGCCAUCGCCUCUCUACCUCACUUCUUCCUUGGCUCCGAAGAACUACUGGAGUACUUCGGAUCAGGCAUCAUGCCGGACAAGGAGAAGCAUAAUACUUACGUUUAUAUUGACCCGACGAGUGGUGUGGUGCUGUCUGGUCUAAAGCGGCUUCAAUUUAACAUAGAGCUGCGCCAGAUUGACACAGUUCCUCAACUGAAGAGAGUACCAACUGGAUUGUUCCCCAUGCUGUGGUUAGAAGAAGGGGCCACAAUACCAGCGUCAAUUCAACAAGAACUACGCGACUCCCACAAGCUCAUAGGCUACGUGGAAGUAGCUCGAUGGUUCCUUUUGACAGCUGCCAUAAUAGCAGUUGUGACGUCAGCCGUAGCGGUGGCGAGAGCAAACGCGCUGCUCUCGUGGCCACGAAAUAGUAACUCAGUUAGCUUUAUAUUAGGUCCUAGUGUUACCCAGGUGAAUAAAGGAAAUUGA